UUCCUUUUUCCAAUUUUGUAAAUCGCCGAUUCUCUCUCAUCGACUAGUAUUUAUAGUCUCGUCGAACUUAGAAAUCGGCGACAUUUGAAUCUUCUAAGACUCUGGUGGAAAUUUUUAUUACUUACCUGCGGAGUUCUGAUAGCUUCUUCUUCUUCUUCCUGUCUUGGCUUGAGAUCCGAAGCCAAGUACAGAAGAGUUCGUUCGAUUAGUUUGGAUUCGUUUCGAAUUAAUCACUGAUGGCAACGAGGGAGUGGUUUGUGAUGAAUGCACAACAGACGAAACUGGCUCUAGAGUCUCCUCCUCUGUUUGCUGUCAAGAAAGAUGAUGAUAAAGAUCAUACUUGUGAUACUGGAGAGGAACCUUAUGCACUUGUUGGUUCCCCUGUGUUUAACCCUUUGGAAGAUUACAAAAGAGAAGUAGUUUCCAUCAUCGAUGAAUACUUUAGCUCUGGGGAUGUUGAAGUGGCUGCUUCUGACCUUAUGGAUCUUGGUUUGAGCGAAUACCAUCCUUAUUUUGUCAAGAGGCUUGUUUCCAUGGCCAUGGACAGGGGCAAUAAGGAGAAGGAGAAGGCUUCGGUGUUACUCUCGCGGUUGUACGCUCUUGUUGUUUCACCUGAUCAAAUCAGGGUUGGGUUUAUUAGACUGCUUGAGUCCGUUGGUGAUCUUGCUUUGGACAUACCUGAUGCUGUUAAUGUACUUGCUUUGUUUAUUGCCCGGGCCAUCGUCGAUGAAAUUCUUCCCCCCGUUUUUCUGGCUAGAGCAAAGAAGACUCUACCGCAUUCCUCUCAAGGGUUUCAGGUUAUCUUAGUUUCAGAAAAUAGCUAUCUCUCUGCUCCUCACCACGCAGAGCUAGUGGAGACAAAAUGGGGUGGGAGUACUCACAUUACGGUAGAAGAAACAAAGAGAAAGAUAUCUGAAUUUUUGAAUGAAUAUGUAGAGAAUGGUGACACUCGUGAAGCUUGUAGAUGCAUCAGGGAGUUAGGUGUCUCGUUUUUCCAUCACGAGAUCGUGAAGAGUGGUUUGGUUCUAGUGAUGGAGUCCCGAACAUCCGAGCCGCUGAUACUAAAAUUGUUGAAAGAAGCUACAGAAGAAGGUCUCAUUAGUUCGAGUCAAAUGGCGAAAGGGUUCUCCCGAGUAGCAGAUAGUCUUGAUGAUCUUUCUCUUGACAUCCCAUCUGCUAAAACUCUGUUUGAGUCAAUAGUUCCCAAGGCUAUAAUAGGAGGUUGGCUCGACGAAGAUUCGUUUAAAGAACGCUCUGAUCAAAAUGGGGGCAGCGAAAAUCUAAGGCGGUUCAAGAAGGAUGCAGAGACCAUAAUUCAAGAGUAUUUCCUUUCUGAUGAUAUCCCCGAGCUAAUCCGCAGUCUUGAAGAUUUAGGAUUACCCGAAUAUAACCCGGUAUUCUUGAAGAAACUCAUCACUCUUGCUAUGGAUAGGAAGAACAAAGAGAAAGAAAUGGCUUCUGUUUUUCUCGCUUCUCUUCACAUGGAGAUGUUCUCAACAGAAGACUUCAUAAAUGGUUUCAUCAUGCUCCUCGAAUCCGCAGAAGAUACAGCAUUAGACAUCUUAGCAGCAUCAGACGAGCUUGCUCUGUUUCUAGCUAGAGCUGUGAUCGAUGAUGUCUUGGCUCCGCUUAAUCUCGAAGAGAUCUCAAACAGCUUACCGCCAAAAUCAACCGGAAGCGAAACCAUCCGCUCAGCUCGGUCUCUGAUAUCCGCUCGACACGCAGGAGAAAGACUCCUGAGAAGCUGGGGUGGGGGAACGGGCUGGGCAGUGGAAGACGCUAAAGACAAGAUCUGGAAACUUCUAGAAGAAUACGAAGUAGGAGGAGUAAUAUCAGAGGCUUGUCGAUGCAUACGCGAUCUAGGAAUGCCGUUUUUUAACCACGAGGUGGUUAAGAAGGCUUUGGUAAUGGCAAUGGAGAAGAAGAACGAUCGGAUGCUUAAUCUCUUGCAGGAGUGUUUUGCUGAAGGGAUCAUUACUACUAACCAAAUGACAAAAGGGUUUGGUCGAGUCAAAGAUAGUCUUGAUGACUUAUCUUUGGAUAUUCCAAAUGCAGAAGAGAAAUUUAACUCGUAUGUUGCGCACGCUGAAGAGAACGGUUGGCUACACCGCGAUUUUGGGUGUUCUACAGAUUCUUGACUGAUUCUGAGUCUCUACAUAUAUAGAAAUAUGGAGUUGGUUGGUUUUGGGUGUUCUUCAAACUGUUCUUUGUACUUGUUUCCGACGAAAGAUCAUUCUAUGUACUUUUUACAUAGGUUUUUAUAAACGUCACAUGCAUAUGUUCUCUGAAACUUCCCCACCAAUUAUUCAUACAAUUGGUUACUAAUAAUGUUUGCAAAUAUUUCAAUCAAAAGAAAUUUAAUCC
This is a messenger RNA of Arabidopsis thaliana (thale cress), 2364 nucleotides long. RefSeq names its product MA3 domain-containing protein. The transcript has 3 exons. The coding region runs from base 237 to 2138 and encodes 633 amino acids. The record is from RefSeq and is marked reviewed. Gene Ontology annotation, cellular component: nucleus; cytosol. Gene Ontology annotation, molecular function: ribosome binding. Gene Ontology annotation, biological process: response to absence of light; negative regulation of DNA-templated transcription; response to carbon starvation. NCBI's taxonomy places the organism in Eukaryota, Viridiplantae, Streptophyta, Magnoliopsida, Brassicales, Brassicaceae.